Messenger RNA from Ceratotherium simum simum (southern white rhinoceros), 2819 nucleotides. RefSeq names its product ubiquitin specific peptidase 44 (gene USP44). The record is from RefSeq and is a predicted model, not a curated record. Lineage: Eukaryota; Metazoa; Chordata; Mammalia; Perissodactyla; Rhinocerotidae. Gene Ontology annotation, biological process: protein deubiquitination. Gene Ontology annotation, molecular function: cysteine-type deubiquitinase activity; zinc ion binding.
GGAGGUGAGAUCUUAGGCCAGCUCUGAAAGAGGCUGAUUGUAAUGAUUUGCAAGAGUGAAAGUUGCAGGGCUUUCUCCUUAGGAGAUCAACAUCUGCCCUGAUUUAAAGGUGGAAAGUGCCUGAAGCGUGGGAGACCUUAAGGAGACUGACUUCUUAGGCAUUCCAAAGGCCAAUCCGGGGAAAGCCUGAUUUUGAGGAUGUAAUAGUUUUCAGAUGCUUCAAGUGUUGUGAACAGAGACUUGUUCAGAUUAUGUGUUUCUCAGCUAGACUAAAUAAAUGUUAACAAUGGAUAAGUGCCAACACAUUGGUCAGUUGCGGCUUGCUCAAGACCAUUCCAUCCUCAACCCUCAGAAAUGGCAUUGUGUGGACUGCAAUACAACUGAGUCGAUUUGGGCUUGCCUUAGCUGUUCCCAUGUUGCCUGUGGAAGAUAUAUUGAAGAACAUGCUCUCAAGCACUUUCAAGAAAGCAGUCAUCCUGUUGCAUUGGAGGUGAAUGAGAUGUAUGUGUUUUGUUACUUUUGUGAUGAUUAUGUUCUUAAUGAUAAUGCAACUGGAGACCUGAAGUUACUACGAAGUACAUUAAGUGCAAUCAAAAGUCAAAAUUAUCACUGCACCACUCGUAGUGGAAGGGUUUUACAGUCUAUGGGUACAAGUGAUGAUUCUUAUUUCAUACAUGAUGCCACCCAAUCUUUGCUUCAAAAUGAAGAUCAAAUGUAUACUGCCCUUUGGCACAGGAGAAGGAUGCUAAUGGGUAAAAUCUUUCGAACUUGGUUUGAACAAUCACCCAUUGGAAGAAAAAGGCAAGAAGAACAAUUUCGGGAAAAAAUAGCAGCAAAAACAGAAGUGAAGAAAAGACGGCAAGAAUUAGAGUAUCAAGUUAAAGCAGAAUUGGAAAAUAUGCCUCCAAGAAAGAGUUUACGUUUGCAAGGUCUAGCCCAGUCCACCACAGUAGAAAUAGUUCCUGUUCAAGUACCACUACCACCCCCAGCCUCACCAGCAAAAGAUAAAGUAGUAUCUACCUCAGAAGAUGUAAGAUUUAAAAAAGCCAGUGACUUCUCAGUUAAACGAAGGCCAAUAGUGACUCCUGGUGUAACAGGGUUGAGAAAUUUGGGAAAUACUUGCUACAUGAAUUCUGUUCUUCAAGUGUUGAGUCAUUUACUUAUUUUUCGACAGUGUUUUUUAAAACUUGAUCUGAACCGAUGGCUGGCUGUGACAGCUAGUGAUAAGACAAGAUCAUCUUAUAAGCAUCCACCAGUCAAAGAUACAGUAUAUCAAAUGAAUGAAUACCAAGAAAAAGAUACAGGAUCUUUUCGCUCUAGACAUCCAAGUUUAUCAUCAGGACUAAGCGGUGGAGCAUCAAAGAGUAGAAAGAUGGAACUUAUUCAGCCACGGGAGCCAAGUUCCCAAUACAUUUCUCUCUGUCAUGAAUUGCAUAUUUUGUUCCAAGUCAUGUGGUCUGGAAAGUGGGCCUUGGUCUCACCAUUUGCUAUGCUACACUCAGUGUGGAGACUAAUUCCUGCUUUUCGUGGUUAUGCCCAACAAGAUGCUCAGGAAUUUCUUUGUGAACUUUUGGAUAAAAUACAACAUGAACUAGAGACAACUGGUACCAGGUUACCAGCUCUCAUCCCCACUUCUCAAAGGAAACUUAUCAAACAAGUUCUGAAUGUUGUUAAUAACAUUUUUCAUGGACAACUUCUUAGUCAGGUUACAUGUCUUGCAUGUGACAACAAAUCAAAUACCAUAGAACCUUUCUGGGACUUGUCACUGGAAUUUCCAGCAAGAUACCAGUGCAGUGGAAAAGAUACUGCUUCCCAGCCAUGUCUGGUUACUGAAAUGUUGGCCAAAUUCACAGAAACUGAAUCUUUAGAAGGAAAAAUCUACAUGUGUGAUCAUUGUAACUCAAAGCGUAGAAGGUUUUCCUCAAAAGCAGUUGUACUCACAGAAGCCCAAAAGCAGCUUAUGAUUUGCCACCUACCUCAGGUUCUCAGACUACAUCUCAAACGAUUCAGGUGGUCAGGACGUAACCACCGAGAGAAGAUUGGUGUUCAUGUUGGCUUUGAAGAAAUCUUAAACAUGGAGCCCUAUUGCUGCAGGGAGUCCCUGAAAUCCCUCAGACCAGAAUGUUUUGUCUAUGACCUGUCUGCUGUAGUAAUGCACCAUGGGAAAGGAUUUGGCUCAGGACACUAUACUGCCUACUGCUAUAAUUCUGAAGGAGGGUUUUGGGUACACUGCAAUGAUUCCAAGCUAAGCGUGUGCACCAUGGAUGAAGUAUGCAAGGCCCAAGCUUACAUCUUGUUUUAUACCCAGCGAGUUGCUGAGAAUGGACAUUCUAAACUCUUGCCUCCAGAACUCCUGUCUGGUAGCCAACAUCCCAAUGAAGAAGCUGAUACCUCUUCUAAUGAAAUCCUUAGCUGAUCCAAAGACAGUGGGGCUUUGUUCUUAUGAUCUGUAUAUAUACUUUUUUUAAAGGGCUGAUUUAUAAUUUUGAGCUUGUUUUUAUUUUUUACUUAUGAAUCAGUGUACACUGUGUUUAUACAUUUUGUAUCUAACUACAACAAAACUCUUUUUACAAAGUUAGCAGAAAUAAGUGCAUAUCAAUGACAGCCGGUAACUAAACUUUUUUCAAGUACUUAGGAGUUUUAAAACUUUUAGUGUUUACUUCAGACUGGUGUUACCUCUUUUAUAUUUUAAUGUCUUAAUUGGCUCAGAUCAUGAAUUUGUGCAAUCUACUGAAGAAGUUCAGGUGGCAUCAUUUUAUACAAUUCUUAUCUUUUGUAGCUAUUUUCUAUACAAAUUCUUAUUAGAUAGAAAAUUAGAC